CACGUGUGGACGGGGCCUCAGUUAUUUGUAGCCUGAUGAAAGCACCGGAGAUGAUUUGGGAUAAGGUUGAAGGUGUGCGUUAUUUAUAGCAAAAUGCCUCUCACGUUUUGGUGUAUUUAAUUACAUUACUAUAUAGCCACAAAGCAUUCCUGUUUUGAAGGCGUUAUUGUUUUUCUUUAUUUAAAUGAAACCGGUAACGAGCAGGUUGGUGCCGGUCUUGCCGGGAUCUUGUGCUGCUCUCUUGUUGUUUUCGGAAGAAGCUCCAACUACAGCUGUGACAGGACCUGACAGCGUUGCACGUUCCCUGGCGACUUUAACGAUUCCGUAAAAAUGAAAGUAAAAAGCACAACCUGUCUUCAUCUAAAGAAGACUGAAGACACAACAGAGACAGGACAACCAAGUAAGAGAAAACUGCGACAGCCAGACACUUGGUGGUCUUGGGUCGUGUGUGCGGCUGGAGUCACUUGUAACAUCAUCGUAAUUGGAUGCACGUAUUGCUUUGGUAUUAUUUUUCCUUCUCUUCUUGACGAGUUUAAGGCAGGAAAAUCCAAAACAGCAUGGGUUGGAUCUCUGGCAGUGGCAUCCGCUGGUCUUUUUGGUCCCGUAGCUGGACGACUCACCGACCGAUUUGGCGCACGCGCAGUGGUUAUUAGUGGAGCGGUGUUGAGCACCAUCGGUCUCCUAUUGACUUCUUUAGUUCCCAGUCUUUAUCUUAUGCUUUUGACUUACGGAGGAAUCUUUGGGUGUGGCUCAAGCCUCGUUUACAUUGCCGUUUUCGAGAUUGUGCCUCGGUAUUUUGUGAAGCGACGUUCGUUAGCCACAGGGUUAGUAACUAUGAGUACGGGAGCUGGAUUACUUGUAAUGAGCCCAGUGUGCCAGGCUCUCAUUGAUGCAUUUGGCUGGAGAGGAGCCUUUAGAGGCAUGACUUGUAUCGUUUUCAUCAUUUUCUUCAUCGGCUGGGCAUUGGAUCCUAAUGUGGCGAGCGACCAAGCCGAAAAAAGUGUUCAAGAAAGUGAAGACUCCAGACGAAUUCUGGAUUUGACAAUGUGGAAAAAUAUCACUUUUGUCGUCCUUAAUAUCACAGGUGUUUUUGUAUACAUUGGUCACUCCAUACCUCCUGUCCUUCUCGCCCAGUACUGUGAGGAUCGUGGUAUCGCCGCUGACUUGGUAACCUGGCUUUAUUCGUCCAUUGGACUGGCAAGUCUCGUGGCCAGGAUAUUGGGUUCCAAGCUUUGUGACGUCAUGAGUCCUCCAAGAGUGUUCCUCAUAUUUGCGACAGUCGCUACAGUGGCGACUAUGAUGUUGCCCUUAGCAACCAACUGGAUGUGGCUUCUUUGUUAUUGCAUAGCUUAUGGUCUUGCAGAUGGCCUGAUGACGAUUGGAAUAAUUCUUUCAGGUUUGCAAACCCUUACACAGAAACAAAAAGCCCAAGGAUUUGGUUUUCAACAGUUGUGUAUUAGCACGGCUUUCUUGUACGGCCCACCAAUUGGAGGUUUGGUUGCUGACAAAACCAAGUCGUAUCAUGCAACUUUCUUCUCUGCGGGUGGCAUUGAGACUGUCGGACUGUUGAUUUUACUCAUGUUUAUUUGUCUUAAGAGAAGCAAUUUAACAGAGAAAAAAUUCCAAAACAAUUCAGAAAAAUCUUCUUUUACUGAACUGCUUGUCGUAGACAGGGAAACUGUUUUGUAAAUGUGUAUCAAAAUUAACAAAAAUUUCCUUGCGGCGCCUUUAAUUUACGGGUACUGGGUAAAUUGUUAAUAGGUUUUUGUUGUUGUGACAUAAGGCCCUGAAUUUGUAUCUUUAAAUAUUAGUUUUGUCAAAUACUACUAGUUACGACACGAGUAUUAAAUGAUUUGAAAUAUACAUUAAAUAGUUUUUACCAGAAACUUUAACGACUGCUGCUUCGUUCAAUUUUGUUAGUCUCUAGCGGACUUCUGGCCAGGUUUUCAAGAAGCACCAUUCUUUAAGGUCGGCACACACUAGGAUAUAUGUUGCGGGGACCUGAAGCGAGACCCCCGUCCAGUUUUCUUCGUGUAACACCCGAAGUUCUGUUGUGGGGAUAAAUUUUUUCCCGUAACAUGUUGCACUGAGGAAAUUCCGUCACUUCGAAUUCAUGCGUAACGAAUUGGGGACAAAAUGACCUUAAUUUUCAAAGUCGCAUCGAUUGCACUGUUCUUGCAAGAUCUCCCCGCCACAACUUACUUCUAUGCCUCAAUCCGCUUCGUGCCCUGUCCAUGCAAUAUGCAUCCUAUGGCUAUACACAACAGGGUUUGUCCCGCCCGCAACACGUCCCCUGGUGAACUUUUCGAAAUUCCCUGAAUUCCUUAUCCGUUAAUGAACCUAGUGAAUUAGUCUAAUCAGCCCUAGAAUUAGAGACACUAGAAUUUCAGCUUUUCUCCCCCAGCCCAGUACAGCUUGUUUACAGCCGCUUCAGUCACCCAAUAAAACCCAAUAAAUUAUCCGUCAAUUCCGGCAUCAGUAUCAGCUGGAUAGAAUGCCAAAAACGAGAAGGUUUAAAAACCACCAAUAUGACCAAUCACUUGGAGAACACUCGUUUCCGCGCAACACUUCAUA
This is a messenger RNA of Orbicella faveolata, 2574 nucleotides long. RefSeq names its product monocarboxylate transporter 10-like. Gene Ontology annotation, biological process: transmembrane transport. Gene Ontology annotation, molecular function: transmembrane transporter activity. NCBI's taxonomy places the organism in Eukaryota, Metazoa, Cnidaria, Anthozoa, Scleractinia, Merulinidae. The record is from RefSeq and is a predicted model, not a curated record.